AUGGCCUUGCCGGACGCCUUCUCUCUGGCCAAGAAUAUUCGACAUGCUCUGGCCUCGCUGUCUCCAAAAGACUCUAUUCAUGAAUGUGGCGAUGCGCCGCUCAAGAUCAUCCAACAACGACCCGAAGACGUGCUAGCUCUGGCUCACCAGAAAUUGCACACUUGGAAGUUCGAUAGUAUCCCGCUCUGUUGGCGGCGCCUGUAUGAGGAAGCCAGUCUAUAUCAGGCAAUCGUUCUCCUCACUGAUCAUGGUGUGCGUGGUCAAAAGCGCAAGCGCCAUGCUUCACCACCUCCUGAACAUGACUACAUCACCCGUCUGGUCCAUCUGCUCGAUAUGGCAGUCAUCCUUACUGGUGCGCCUCAGCAUCGCCACCUCAUACUAAGUAUCUUUGACUCGUUGCAGAAUUUCCUUGAUCCCAACGAACAUAAAGACAUUUCUAAAACCUUUCCUGUCACACCAAUACCCCGAUCACAGAAUGACACUUUCCCUCGUGUCGAAAGGCUAGACUUUCUACAGUUUCAACAACAUCUUAACACCAAGACGACUCCAAUCAUAAUCAAAGGUGUAAUUGAUGACUGGCCCGCAAUAGCUAUCCAAGAUCGACGAUGGAGUGAUCCAUCAUAUCUGCUCAAAGCUACACUCGGAGGACGUCGACUAGUGCCAGUGGAAUUGGGGAGAAGCUAUACAGACGACGAUUGGUCUCAGCGCAUCAUGACCUUUGCUGAAUACAUGAACAGCCAUCUUCUGCAACCUAAGCAAGAGAAAACUGGCUAUCUCGCCCAACACGACCUGUUCACUCAAGUCCCAAGCCUGAGCGCAGACACAAAUACACCAGACUAUUGUUACACAUCUCCACCUCCGCCCGGAUCCCUAUCUUCCACUGUCGAGGUCGAGACUCUCGACGAGCCUCUUCGCAAUGCCUGGUUAGGACCUGCAGGUACUAUCAGUCCGUUACAUACGGACCCCUACCACAAUAUAUUAUGCCAAGUCGUGGGCCAUAAGUAUGUCCGCCUGUAUGCGCCAUCAGAGACUGCGAAACUAUACCCUCGUGGUAUUGACGAGACUGGCGUCAAUAUGGAAAACACGUCAAACGUCGACAUCUCCCUUGCGAGGAAACUGUGUAUACCGAGUGAGCAAAACCAAGCAGACGAAUCGGAGAAACAGGAAUUUGAGGUACGGUUCCCAUUGUUCAAGGAUGCAAGAUGCACAGAGGGCGUGCUGGGCCCAGGCGAGUGUUUGUACAUCCCUGUGGGAUGGUGGCAUCAUGUGGAGAGUCUAAGCACGAGCUUCAGCAUGAGUNUUUGGUGGAACUGA
Molecule: messenger RNA, 1314 nt
Organism: Aureobasidium vineae
Lineage: Eukaryota; Fungi; Ascomycota; Dothideomycetes; Dothideales; Saccotheciaceae
Source: the annotation of a GenBank genome assembly